Messenger RNA from Salvelinus fontinalis (brook trout), 4656 nucleotides. RefSeq names its product pleckstrin homology domain-containing family G member 4B-like. NCBI's taxonomy places the organism in Eukaryota, Metazoa, Chordata, Actinopteri, Salmoniformes, Salmonidae. The transcript is spliced from 14 exons. The record is from RefSeq and is a predicted model, not a curated record. Bases 357 to 2873 code for a protein of 838 amino acids. Gene Ontology annotation, molecular function: guanyl-nucleotide exchange factor activity.
GGCUGGGAUUCAAGGAGGUGAGUGACUGGAUUGAGGAGGUAGGAGAGAGUCGUCUGAGGACGCUCGGAGAGCUGGAGGAUUCUCUGGAGCAGCUGCACAGGAAACAGACCCUCUUCAGAGACUUCUACACUGCUGCCUACGAACACUGUAAGGGAGGCGAGGCGCUGCUGAAACGUCUAGAACGCUGGGAAGACUUGUCGUCAGCCGAGCUGCAGGUGUACGAGGUCAAAGUUCGAUCCUUCUGGGUCCACCUGCACGACUUCUCCCAGAGGGUAGAAGACACCAAGACCAACAUCGACAAGACCGUACGUCUCUACGAGUUCUUCGACAAGGCGUAUGAGUGGGCAUUGGAGGGGAUGCGUCACCUGGCCAGCAUAAGCAUGGAGGACUGCACGGUGCCCGACAAGAGCCAGGGGGUGAUCAGCUGUCUGGAGGGGUACCGCCGGCAGCACCCCCCGAUCCCCGACCCCCGCUUCCAGGAGAUGAAGGAGCUGGCUGGAGAGAUGAAGAGCGAGCAGGGCCUCAAACAGUGGAAGUUCGCCUGGUCCAAGUGCCAGGAGACCAAGCAGAUGUUUGAGAAGAAGCUGGAGGCCGCCCUGAGGACGAGGCGAGCCCUGCCCACGGGAGAGUCACCUGGGUCGGGUACAACGGGUACGGGGAAGGCCGGCGGGGCAGGGGACGCCACCCCCAGACGUUACUCUGACGGUAACAGCGGCGUGGGACAGGAGAGGAGCAGCAGUGUGUCGUACGCCUGCAGAAAGGCCUUUAGUGGCGUGUGGGGGGUCAGAGAGAGGCUGUCCUCCAGCUCUGCCUCAGCUCAGUCGUCCUGCAGCCUCAAACAGGAGACAGGAGGAGACAAGACACCUCUAACGUCCUCUCCCUACGGUCUGGUGCACAGGCUCCCCCUCACCCCCAACAGCCCCUUCUCCACCCAGCGCCUCACCCGCAGCACUUCCUCCGAGGAGUCGUCCCACGGGGCCCGUAGCUCCUCCUUCUCCCCCUCCCUGACCCCCCCGGAGCCAAGCUCCGCCCCUAACCCUGCUCGCCGACCCCCGCUCCGCAAGACCCAGAGCUUCGACUGCCAGAGCCCCGCCCCCGCCGCCCUUGACUCCUCCCGCUACGGGACCUGUCAGCGUACGCUGAGCGAGCCGGCGCGGCGAGGGAACACCGGGGUGUUUAUUAAAGGCCUGGAGGUCAGUAGCAGGGAGGGGGCAGAGCGACCCUACUCCCCCAGGAUGACGCCUCCUGGCUGGGCAGCAGGAGAGACACUGAGGACCCCCUCCACCAGCACUACCAGUAGUCCUGUACCAGAGACCCGCGCCAAGGGCAGUAAGCUGCGUCACAUCGUGGAUGAGAUGGUGACCACGGAGAGGGAGUACGUGCGUUCCCUCCGUUACAUCAUCGAGCACUACUUCCCCGAGAUGGAGAGAGGAGACCUCCCACAGGACCUCAGGGGGAAACGGAGCGUCAUCUUUGGGAACCUGGAGAAACUCAUGGACUUCCACAGCCAGUACUUCCUCAAGGAGUUGGAGAGCUGCUCCAACCACCCUCUGAGGGUGUCACACUGCUUCCUACGACACCAAGACGCGUUUGGCCUGUACGCUCUGUACAGUAAGAACAAGCCUAGAUCUGAUACGCUGUUGGCCAGCCACGGAAACAGCUUCUUCAGGAACAAGCAGCUGGAGCUGGGAGAUAAGAUGGACCUGGCCUCCUACCUGUUGAAGCCCAUCCAGAGAAUGUCUAAAUACGCCCUCCUCCUCAAAGACCUGAUCAAGGAGGUGAGCGAGGCGCAGGAGACGGAGCUGGGCUACCUCCAAGCCGCCGCGGAGAUGGUCAAGUUCCAGCUGCGUCACGGCAACGACCUGCUCGCCAUGGACGCCAUCCGAGACUGUGACGUGAACCUGAAGGAGCAGGGUCAGCUGGUCAGACAGGAUGAGUUUUGGAUCUGGUACGGCAGGAAGAAGUGUCAGCGCCAUGUCUUCCUGUUUGAAGACCUGGUGCUGUUCAGUAAACCCAAACACAUCGAAGGAGGACUGGACGUUUACAUCUACAAACACUCCUUUAAGACGGCAGACGUGGGUAUGACAGAGACAUCUGGGGACAACAGUCUUCGUUUCGAGGUGUGGUUCAGACGCAGGACCAGUAAGAACCAGACGUACGUUCUGCAGGCUUCCAACACAGACAUCAAACACGCCUGGACCACCAACAUCGCACGCAUCCUCUGGCAGCAGGCUACACGGAAUAAAGAGAUCCGUAAUCAGGAGAUGGUUUCCAUGGGAGUGGGUAACAAGCCGUUCCUGGACAUUAAACCCAGUGAUGCUGCGAUCAACGACAGGGCUAUAGACUACAUCAUGAAGGGACGAGGUGCCAGAACUCGAGCCUCCAUUGCAGUGUCCCUGUUCGACCACUCCAACCCCUUCAAGCGUACAGCGUCGAGUACCGGGGGGUCUGGCGGCGGGGCCCUUGCUGCGUCUGGCUCCUGCACUCUCCUGGGGCCCCUCAACCUGCACAUGUACAGCAGCCACAGCCAGGCCCUGCUGCCCGGGGGAGAGAGGCCCUAUAUCAGCCCCUGUAUGGAGGAGGACGAGAUGGAGCACGAGACCAGCAGCCAGCCAUCCAUGAGUACAUACUCUACAGAGAGCUCAGGUUCAUCGUCCCACUGUCUGUCCGGCAGCGGCUCCAGUGGUUCAGACAGCGGCUGUGUGUCCAGUCACCUCCCCGAGGCCAGUUUACCUGAGGAUCCCUCGUUCCCUUGCCGACCCCGGUCCGACGCCGUAGCCUCCCCCAGCCUCCCCGAAGACAAGCCUCGCUACAACAGCCAGUACAUUUCAGCCAAAGUAGCUCAGAUCAUAGGCCCUUCCACUAUAGUGUGAUUCCUGACUGGAACGCUGCUUGGAGUCUGAUAUCCAGCUGCUUCCAUCCAGAAAGACACCGAUUCCACGCCAAGGAAGACAGAAGAGACAAAUAUGUAUUUGUUUCCUCGCGCUGCCAACAGCAACUCUCAUCUCACAUGGACACUGAAAAGACCUGGGACUUAAGCACUGUUUAUAAAAAUAAAAGCCACUUUUGAGCAUAGCUUUUAUAUUGUUUUAAAACAAAAGAAAGUUAAUUUAAAUAUUGUUGUUUUUUUUGUAGGUUUUUUCUGUACUAUAUAUUGGUUAUUUUGUAAAUAAUUAUUUUAAUAGUUUCCUGUGAAUUUAUGAACGGUUGGUUUCUUUAUCUUCUUCCUCUUGUCUUGUUGACCACUUUUACUGAUUCACCCUGAGAUGAAAGACUAGAUCUGAAUCACCUGAUGAUUCACCCUGGGAUGAAAGACUAGAUCUGAUUUACCCUGGGAUGAAAGACUAGAUCUGAUUCACCCUGGGAUGAAAGACUAGAUCUGAUUUACCCUGGGAUGAAAGACUAGAUCUGAAUCACCUGAUGAUUCACCCUGAGAUGAAAGACUAGAUCUGAUUUACCCUGGGAUGAAAGACUAGAUCUGAUUUACCCUGAGAUGAAAGACUAGAUCUGAUUUACCCUGGGAUGAAAGACUAGAUCUGAUUUACCCUGGGAUGAAAGACUAGAUCUGAAUCACCUGUUGAUUUACCCUGGGAUGAAAGACUAGAUCUGAAUCACCUGAUGAUUUACCCUGGGAUGAAAGACUAGAUCUGAUUUACCCUGAGAUGAAAGACUAGAUCUGAUUUACCCUGAGAUGAAAGACUAGAUCUGAAUCACCUGGUGAUUUACCCUGAGAUGAAAGACUAGAUCUGAUUUACCCUGAGAUGAAAGACUAGAUCUGAAUCACCUGUUGAUUUACCCUGGGAUGAAAGACUAGAUCUGAUUUACCCUGAGAUGAAAGACUAGAUCUGAUUUACCCUGGGAUGAAAGACUAGAUCUGAUUUACCCUGAGAUGAAAGACUAGAUCUGAUUUACCCUGGGAUGAAAGACUAGAUCUGAAUCACCUGUUGAUUGAUGAUAAACCCUGGGAUGAAAGGUUGGUUCUGAAUCUGACAGGUUACUCUUCAAAAGGUCCAAAACAACAUGUUUAUAUAGUGAGAGAGAGAGAGAGAGAGAGAGAGAGACAGAGAGACAGAGAGACAGAGAGACAGAGAGAAAGAGAGAGACAGAGAGAGAGAGAGAGAGACAGAGAGACAGAGAGAGAGACAGAGAGACAGAGAGAGACAGAGAGAGACAGAGAGAGAGAGAGACAGAGAGAGAGAGAGAGAGAGACAGAGAGACAGAGAGACAGAGAGAGAGACAGAGAGACAGAGAGAGACAGAGAGAGACAGAGAGAGAGAGAGACAGAGAGAGAGAGAGAGACAGAGAGAGAGAGGCUACUUUCACCUACACAGUUUCAAAUGCAAUUUUGUUCUUUCUUGUUCAUAUAAAAAAUGUUUUUAAAAAGAUGGCAUUAAGAAGAAAGGAAAACCCCUAAAUGUACAUUGUCUGUAAAUAUUUGCCCCCAGUGGUGCUCUUUGGUUCUAGUAUUGUGUAGGAGAAAGCAGAGGAAGACUGUGAUACCGCUGUACAUGUAUUAACCAGCAGAAAGCAGCAGGGAAUCUCCAUUCUCAAACAUACAAAUGACAACAGAAAGACUGUCCAGUAGUUGGAGCAUGAACGUCACCUGUCAUAUGUCUUCAUCCUAACAACCUUUUAAUAAACAUGGAUUGAUUUGGA